This is a messenger RNA of Polypterus senegalus (gray bichir), 1352 nucleotides long. It is a transcript of the gene tyr, whose product is annotated as tyrosinase. Gene Ontology annotation, molecular function: tyrosinase activity. The transcript has 5 exons. Gene Ontology annotation, biological process: pigmentation; melanin biosynthetic process. Lineage: Eukaryota; Metazoa; Chordata; Cladistia; Polypteriformes; Polypteridae. The record is from RefSeq and is a predicted model, not a curated record. The coding region runs from base 1 to 792 and encodes 263 amino acids.
AUGCCGCCCCAGGUAAUUUGCUCGAGAUCAGAUGAGUACAACAGUCUGGAGACAUUAUGCAAUGGCACAACUGAAGGGCCUCUUCUGCGGAAUCCUGGUAAUCAUGAUAAGGGUCGUACUCCUCGUUUGCCAACAUCUGCUGAGGUGGAAUUCUGCUUGAGUCUAACUCAAUAUGAAACUGAACCACUGGACAGAACCGCAAACUUCAGCUUUCGGAACACUCUAGAAGGCUUUGCAAAUCCAGUUGAUGGUGUAGCUACACGUGCGCAGAGUACUUUGCACAAUGCUCUCCAUAUUUACAUGAAUGGAUCCAUGUCUCAGGUUCAAGGCUCCGCAAAUGAUCCAAUCUUUUUGAUUCACCAUGUGUUUGUGGACAGUAUUUUUGAGCAGUGGCUAAGAAGACACCAGCCAGUCAGAGAUCUCUACCCAGCAGUCAACGCUCCCAUCGGUCACAACCACGACUACCACAUGGUGCCUUUCAUACCACUGUUCCGAAAUGGGGACUACUUUGUUUCAUCGUUGGAUUUUGGAUAUAAUUACGCUUAUUUGUUAGAACCAGGUCAGAGAAUCCAGGAAUUUUUAAACCCAUACUUAGACCAGGCACGGCAUAUCUGGCAGUGGUUACUUGGAGCUGCAAUAUUGGGUGCACUGUUAGCUUCCCUCUUGGCUGCAGUAAUUACCCUUGCAUGUCGCAGAACAAAGAAGAAGAGGAUGGAGUUGUAUGAUGAGAGGCAACCUCUUCUGCAAGAAGGAGAAGAUGGGCAAAACCUCAGUUAUCAGACCGCUUUGUGAUGAUAAGGAGAGCCUGCCUAGGGAACAGCAAGAUCAAAAGCUUCCAUGGUGUCUAUUACUGAAUUUGACCAAGUUUCCAACCAGUUUUUAUAAAAAACACAUUUUGAAACAAAGCAAUAUUUUUUUUAUCCUAAUUCCACUACUUUUUCACUAUGCCCCAGAAAUAUUAAAAGUUUCAGACUUCAAUGACAUGAAAGUGUGUUUGAUAGUCUACUUUACGAAUUGCUUUACUAUUUGUGAAAAACACAUUUAGCAAUACCUAAAAGUUGGAAAUUUACAAGAAGAGUCCAAGUUGGAGAUUAGUCAAAUUCUACAUUCACAAAGGAACCUCAUAAUCUUUUCAGACAUUUCCCUCUUUACUGUGACCUUAAAUGAAAAUGAAAAAUAUGUAGGUGAGGUUUUAUUAAAAAAAAAAAAAUGAGUUUGGAUUCACCUUGCAUCCUCUUAUUGGACAAUGGUACUGAAUAUGGGCCUAACAGUGAACAACUAAUCAGAAAAUGAAAUGCUGUUUAUGAUGAUCAUGUGACAACUGUAUAACAAUGUUGAAAGCACUUAUUAAA